Molecule: messenger RNA, 2032 nt
Organism: Cryptomeria japonica (Japanese cedar)
Lineage: Eukaryota; Viridiplantae; Streptophyta; Pinopsida; Cupressales; Cupressaceae
Exons: 6
Coding region: 1095-1544 (149 amino acids)
Source: RefSeq, a predicted model, not a curated record
AGUAGAUCUGAAUGCUUGAUUUUUUUUCAGUGAAAAAAACACAGGUAAAAAAAACUGUGCUGGCACAAAUUUCAAUACUUGAAAUUCUGGAAAACCCCAAAAAUAGAAAAUUUCUGCAAAUCAAAUCCAUAACCAGAAAAUUUAUGGACCAGCUAGGAGUUGAGCCUACCACCCAUUUGCUGCUGAGUUGCUGUUGAGUGUGGCUCAUUUUCCAACAAAAAGAUAAAAAAACCCAAAACAGUAUUGGGUAGUUUCAUCCUACAUUUAAGGAUUCUUCUGUGACAAUUUGGAUAUGUAAAUUUGAGAUUUGUUAAAGUUUACCAGAGGUAUUGAAGCUGUGUGUGGAAGGAGAGUAGAGGUCUAAAAGACAGUUAGGUUGUUUUAGGCCACAUAAGAGAGGUUGAUGAAGAUGGAGAAAGAGAUUGGGAGGGUUUUGAAGAUGAUUUAAAUCAGGUGUUUGGAGAAUAUAACUUAUUGCUGCCAUUUGUCAGCCGAAGGAAUGAGCUCCUAGGGCUGGUAAAAGAUAAAAGUUCCUGUCUUUCAGCAUUAGAGAAAUAUCCAGUUGAAGUAUUGAGGAGUGAUUUGCUUCAUUUUAUUCAUGAGAAGAAGAAUUGUUUCAGUAGAACUGUUAUUGAUCAGCUGGUUUGUGAUAUCGCUGAUGGGCGCUAUACCUGUACAUCUUUCCCACAUAAGAAGCAUGUGUCAACAGGAGAUGAAAUCAUCACACGUGUGUCUAGAAAGGGAUGUUGCAGAGAAGCCACCUUGGAGUGUCAGAAUAGAAUUGCAGAAGGUCAAAAAAAAUUAAAGCAUAGUGAGAAUGAUAUCUCUCCAUCGCAUGUUGAGAAGAUAAAAGAAUGCAUUGUGGCUAGAUAUAGUGUCUCUGAAAAUGAUUUACAGAAGAGAAAUACUUUAGGCUCUCAAACAGGGAACUUGAAUCUAAAAAGAGGUUACUUGCAUUCAUCGAUAUCAAAGCAAUCCAAGGUAACAAACAGACCCCACGAGGCAACUGCAAAAGUAAAGAGCAAGUGCUUCCAGACACAGGGAACACUUCGAAGGAUCAUUCUAAUCAUCCAUGUGCAUUUAAUUUAGCCUCUAUGAGAAAAAAACUGCCUUCACAUAGCAGGAGCUCCAAAAGUAUUGUUCAUGAAAAUGAAUUACCUGAUGAAAUUGGAAAUAAUGAGCAAUCUAAGCAGACAGAUGCUCAUGAUGGUAUGCUUGAUGGAGAUCUUGGAGAAAGUCACCAUGGGAAUAGGAAAAAUAGAAUUCGUAAUAAAGAGUCAUCGAUGAGGGGCUCCAAAAGUAUUGUCCAUGAAAAUGAAAUACCUGGUGGAAUCAGAAAUAAACAGCAAUUUAUGCAGACAGAUGCUCAUGAUUGUAGGCUUAGUGGAGAUCUUGGAGAAAAUCACUACGCGGAUAGGAAAAACAGAAUUCGUAAUAAGAAGUCAUCAAUGAGGGAAACCUUUCCCUUGCCUGGUGCACGUAGAGUCAAGUUACCUUGGACAAAGGAUGAAGAAGAGAUUUUAAAGGUCUAUUUUUCCUUGUAGGAAGGUAUGAAUAAAUUUCCAUGCGAUUCCAACGGAAUGAAAUGGAAAUGCAUAUUAGAGCAUGGAAAAGGUGUAUUUCAUUACUCUCGUCAUCCUGGUGACUUGAAGGAUAAAUGGCGUAAUAUGAAAAAACUCAGAAAAGGCAAUUCCUGAAGUACUUUAUACACCAACUUAUCUUGCCAAUAUUUUUAUCACUAUAAUGAGAAUCACUAAUUUGCUGGUUCAACUUUGUAUGGGAUGCAUUCUUAGUUUUAGUUCUCGACCUACUUCUUCUAAGAAUGAUAUCAUUACUUCACUGAAAACAUUCUGUGGUGCCAUAGGCUGUUUGAUGUUGAAUGCUUGUAUGAUACUACAAAAUACUUGUUUUGAGGGCAUGCUUACUCUGCAAGUCCCAUCAUUGAAUCCUAGCCUAUAUGGCUCAUCCAAAAAUGUCUGAAGAGAAGGUUAAGAGAUAUGCCUUCUCUGAUUCAUUCAAAGCAUAUGUCAUG